Molecule: messenger RNA, 514 nt
Organism: Echinops telfairi (small Madagascar hedgehog)
Lineage: Eukaryota; Metazoa; Chordata; Mammalia; Afrosoricida; Tenrecidae
Product: ferritin, heavy subunit-like
Exons: 3
Coding region: 87-320 (77 amino acids)
Molecular function (GO): ferric iron binding
Source: RefSeq, a predicted model, not a curated record
GCCAUAGGUACCUCUCUGAAGAAAUUCAGACUGCUCUGAACCGUGUGGCAUCUUAUGAACUCCAUGUCAGUGAUGCUUAUUUAUCCAUGGCCUGUUAUUACAAUGAGGAGAUGGGAAUACCUCCUUUUGCCACAUUUUUCAGGGAGCAGGCUGAUGAGAAGAGGGAACACGCAAAGCAGUUCCUAAGACGCCUAAGAAAGCAUGGCGGUAUUGUCUGCCUUCCAAUUAUUAAGCUCUCGGACUUCGUGGGAGAGUUUUGGAAAAACAAGAGAAGAACACAGAGUAUUUGCAGUACCAGCUCAUCUAUCAGGAGGAAUUAGAGGAGCUGGUUCAGCAGGAAGACACAUUUUUAAAGUCUGACAUACGGUUUGAUGAAUAAUUUUGCACUUCCAAUCAUGGUGGGAAGUUUGGUAUUCAAAGACCUAAUGUUCUCCAAUUGCCAAAAGACUAUUUUCCCCUUUACCUAUGACCCUAUCUGCACUGCUUUACAUGCAAAUAAAUAUGAUUCACGCUA